Molecule: messenger RNA, 668 nt
Organism: Umbelopsis ramanniana AG
Lineage: Eukaryota; Fungi; Mucoromycota; Umbelopsidomycetes; Umbelopsidales; Umbelopsidaceae
Exons: 2
Coding region: 30-446 (138 amino acids)
Source: RefSeq, a predicted model, not a curated record
GCAGAAGCAUUCAGCCUACAAGAUUUGAAAUGCUUAAACGAAAGAGUGAUGAAAAGGCAGACAGCAACAAGAAGACCACCAGAAGUUUGAGAUCAGCGACAAGAAAAGAAAAGGAGGAAGUCGAUUUGAAAGCAGCCGCAGAGUCAACCUCACCAGGCUCGCCUUCGAUACAAUCACCCAUACCUGCUCACAGUGCAACCCCUAUAAGUGCCAUCGCCGCUAGACGUGCACUUGCAUUGGUGGCCACUACAGAAAGCGAUCAACAACAAGAUACGGAUAAUGACAUUGAUCAGCAACUGGAACAAGAGCAGAUGACUGAUUGGGACUCUGAAAUAGAAGAGAACGAGCCUUCUGACGCAGAAUCGGAAGCAGAGAAUGUAAACAGUAAAUCGAAAGGAGCCAGAUCGGUAAAUAAGCGCGUAAAACCAGAAAAAGUCAAAACGUAAGGCAGCACCUCCAUCGUGGCAAUAUUUAUGCGAUCUUACGUUCUUGCCACUGAUGUAAUGAAUUUUGAAAUUUUAAGGGCACAGUAUGAUCCAAAGGCUAUUUCGCUGUUCACUCCAAGCCCUAGCAACGUUGUCAAAGUUACUUCCAAAUCGAACGAUGAAAUCCUUGUUAUUGGUUUGAAAAAGGAUGAGGUAAAAAUAAAAUUUCCAUUAGUAUUUGCC